CUCUCAGCUCCUGGGGGGUUUCCUACCCCCAGUCCCUGCAUGGCAUCAGUGGGUCCUGCAUGGUCAUCCCCUGCACCCUGAGCUACCCCUCCGGUGCGGAUACCACUGGUGGCAUUGUGGCCAUCUGGUACAAGGACUAUGACUCCAGGAAGACUCUGGUGUACCACUCCACUGCCCCCCAGGAGGUGGAUGGACACUUCAGGGGGCGCACCCAGAUGCUGGGGGACCCCUUGGCCCUCAACUGCACCCUGCUGCUGCGGGAGGUGACAUCAGGGGACAGUGGGCCCUAUCGCUUCCGCUUCGAGAUCGUCAGGGACGACCGCUGGUUGGCAGCACAGGAUGUGGUGCUGAGCAUCUCCGAGGACUUGGACAGCCCAAGUGUUGCCCCCACUGAGGACCAAACCGAGGGGCAAAAGUCCAUCUUGGAGUGCUCCACACCCUAUGUGUGCCCGUGGGGUGACAUCGUCCUGCACUGGGAGGGCUACAACCCUCAGGUGUCCACAGUGUCCAGCACAGUCCAGCUGGAUACCAGCAUGGUCAGCCACAAUCUGACCCUCAACACCACCUUAUCCUGGAGGGACCACUCCAAGAAGUUGCUGUGUGAGCUUUCUUUUGGCUCCAAGAAGGCAACCAGAGAGUUGGUGCUGCGGGUGAGACACUCGCCAAAGGAGCUGCAGGUGCUGGUCAGCCCCUCCGCACAGAACAUCCGCGUGGGGGACACGGUGUCCCUGACCUGCGAGGUGGCCAGCAGCCACCCCCCCGUCUCGGGCGAGAGGGUGCUAACCCUGCGGGGGUUUCGCCGUGAGGACCAUGGACAGUACCUGUGCCAGGCGCAGAACGCGCUCGGGGCUGGCUCGUCGCCUGAUGUCACCCUCCACGUCCUCGCUGCAGAGAUCUCAGUGAGCCCCUCAGCUGAGGUGCAGGAGGGGACUGCCACCACCUUGUCCUGUGAUGUCCCUGGCCAGGAGGGCCAAGACCUGAACUACACGUGGUACAAGAACAGUGCAUGGCUGAGAGAGGGCACAUCCCACACCCUCCUCUUCCCUGGGGUGGCCUCCAGUGACUCAGGCUACUACUCCUGCAAGGUGACCAGCAGCUAUGGCAGUGACACGUCCCAGACCAUCAGCCUCAGUGUGACAUAUCCCCCCCGGAAUCCCACCCUCAGACUCUUCCAGGAGACCCAAGGUGGAAGGUUGACCAUCAUCCACUGUGCUGUGGACAGCCACCCACCAGCCACCAUGGCCAUCGACCACCAUGGCACUGUGCUGGCAGCCAGUGGGUCACAGGUGGCCCCACAGCAGCGUUUCAGUGUCACAGCCACCCACAACUCCCUGCAGCUGGAGAUCUGGGACGCAGGACCCCAGGACAAUGGGGAAUAUCGCUGUACUGCCAGCAACACCUUUGGCAACACCAGUGCCACCAAGGUCCUUGUCAUCCAUGCUGCAGAGGUCCUGAUCCAGCCCUCAGCGCAGGUUCAGGAGGGGACUGAGGUCACCCUGACCUGUGUGGGGACAGGGGACAGGGCGGAGGAGCCUCUCUACACCUGGUACAAGAAUGGGAAGUGGCUGCAGGAGAGCUCAGCCCCUGCCCUGCACUUCCCCUCCGUCCGCAGCAAUGAUGCUGGAGCCUUCCAGUGCCAGAUCCGGAGCAGCAAUGGCAGUGACACCUCCAUGGCCAUCCCGCUCCGGGUGCUCUACCCUCCAAGGCAGCCAGUGAUGACCUCCUUCCUGCAGACCCAGGGUGGACACCUGGGCAUCAUUCAGUGCAUUGUGGAGAGUGAUCCAGAGUCCAACUUGACCCUAUGGAAAGGAGAGGACAUGAUAGGUUGCACCUGGGGGUGUGCCUCAGCACCCAGCCCUAGGGUCCACAUCACCUGGUCCUACAACAGCCUGAAGGUGGAGAUCCAGGAGGUGGUGGUGGAAGAUGAGGGGACCUAUGUGUGUUGUGCUGGGAACACACAGGGAAACUCCAGUGCAUCCAUGGACUUCAGGGCUGACACCGUCAGCAUCACCGUGUCCCCCUCCCACCACCUGCUGGAAGGUGACACUGCCAACCUCACUUGUCACCUGAGCAGUGACUCCUCAACUGCGGCCAAUGUCACCUGGUACCACAAUGGGCUGUGGCUCUCCGAGGGCUUGGCCACCUCCCUGGUCAUUGGACAAGUGGCCAGCACGGACUCAGGGCUCUACCGGUGCAGGGCCAGCAUGGAAGGAGGCAGCAGGAGCUCUCCAGAUGUUCUCCUGGAUGUGCUGU
Molecule: messenger RNA, 2253 nt
Organism: Acanthisitta chloris (rifleman)
Lineage: Eukaryota; Metazoa; Chordata; Aves; Passeriformes; Acanthisittidae
Product: sialoadhesin-like
Exons: 9
Source: RefSeq, a predicted model, not a curated record